AUGUGUUUUCAUUUCCGGCCCUAUCUGUGUCAGUCCGCACUGUGGAAUUUGUUUGAUAUUGAUUCUUUUCUUCAGAAAAAGCCCAAGAUUUCUGCAUCUCGUCGGUUAUUCUUAAAGACCAAAAUACUGAAGAAGGCCAGCACCCUGCUGGCAGAGGAGAAGGAACAGAAGAAGACUGACAGAGAGCAAACACUCAGUGAGCGAGUUCCUCCUCUUCAGCUGUCUGGAAUCUCUGUACAGGAUUUACAGAAUCUGUGCAAAGAACUCCAUCAAAAAAUUGAUGUUGUUGAUGAGGAACGAUAUGAUGUUGAAUCUAAAGUUGCCAAAAAUGAAAAGGAGAUUGCAGAUUUAAACUACAAAAUCUUUGAGCUGAAGGGAAAAAUGAAGAGACCUGCCCUGAAGAGAGUGAGGGUGUCUGCCGAUGCCAUGCUUGGGGCUCUGCUAGGUGCCAAACACAAAGAAUCCAUUGACUUUAAAGCUAACCUCAAGACAGUGAAGAAGGAGGAGGAAAAGAAAGAAGAAGUGACCGACUGGCGUAAAAAUGUGGAUGCUAUGUCUGGCAUGGAGGGCAGGAAGAAGAUGUUUGCAGGACCAAAUGCAUAAUGAAUUCUUUAAAAAUUAUAAAACAAAUUAAAGUCCAAUGUGAAAGCUAUUUAAAAAUACACAUAUUUAACUGCUGUUUAAUUGUGGUUAUGUAUUUGUUUUAUUGCAUAAACAGCAGUAUUAAUGAAAAACAAUUGUAUGAGGAAUUCACAAAACUGUGCUAUUGUUAUAACCACAUUGAUCAGUUCAAAUAUUGAAACAUGAUUUACGACACAUAUAAAACAUUUAUUUAUGUUAAUACUUGUUUAUUAUAUGAUUGCAUUUGUCAUUAUAUAAUAACGGUUAUAUUGUAAUAAUAUUUAUAUGUGAUCGGUUGUGUGAAUAUUGAGGAACAAUAAAGCUAUCACUGUUUU
Messenger RNA from Carassius gibelio (silver crucian carp), 956 nucleotides. Its product is annotated as troponin I, slow skeletal muscle-like. Gene Ontology annotation, cellular component: troponin complex. The transcript is spliced from 6 exons. Bases 1 to 603 code for a protein of 200 amino acids. NCBI's taxonomy places the organism in Eukaryota, Metazoa, Chordata, Actinopteri, Cypriniformes, Cyprinidae. Gene Ontology annotation, biological process: muscle contraction. The record is from RefSeq and is a predicted model, not a curated record.